Prunus persica (peach) is the source of this 7041-nucleotide messenger RNA. Its product is annotated as protein PHYLLO, chloroplastic. The coding region runs from base 518 to 5719 and encodes 1733 amino acids. The transcript is spliced from 29 exons. Gene Ontology annotation, molecular function: 2-succinyl-5-enolpyruvyl-6-hydroxy-3-cyclohexene-1-carboxylic-acid synthase activity; thiamine pyrophosphate binding. The record is from RefSeq and is a predicted model, not a curated record. Gene Ontology annotation, biological process: menaquinone biosynthetic process; amino acid catabolic process. NCBI's taxonomy places the organism in Eukaryota, Viridiplantae, Streptophyta, Magnoliopsida, Rosales, Rosaceae.
CGUCAGUAGUUGGACUCGUCCUAGUCAGCCGCCUGGAUGACGUGGCAUAUUUCCAAAUGAGGAGAGGGUUUGCUGAACUUAACCCACCACGUGUAUUAAUGCGGAUAAGCACAUAAUACAGAUCACUUGACCUAGUAGUUAUUUAAUUCAUCUUAAACACUUUAACUAAUGCGGAUAGAAUAUGCUUAUCGUUUAAAAAAAAAAAAAAAUCUAACAAACUUCGAAAAGAGUUAAGCUAUCGCCUCGAUUGGGCCCAACAAGAAGAUCCAACUACCCACCGACAUUAGGUCUUCAUGUAGCCCAAUUCUCAAGCCCUAAAAAUCAGACGCCAUCGAAGAGCCAUCAUCCAAUCGAAGCCCAUUCUCUCUCCGAUUAUGAAUUUACAACGGUUACCAGUUCAAAAACAGAAACGGCAGUCUCCUUAUCUUCUUCCUCUUUCACCUCUAUCCUCUCUCUCUCUCUCUCUCAAACUUCACUCCCUUUCUCUUCUUUUCCAGUCUCCCUCCUCAAUGCUAUUAUGCACUUACUCACCAAUUCUCUCUCUUUCCUUCCUUACAAGAGGUCUUUCUCUCUCCCAGACGCAAUGCCCUCACUACCGCCACCACCGCCUUUCCCAUUCCUCAACCCAAACUCCCGCCAUUUUCGACUCCCUCCAAACCCUAAUUCCAAUGUUGUUCGAGGAGUGAGAUUCGACGGCCCGGUAGUCGAAAUCGGCCAAGUAUCGCAAACCGAAGACGGAGACUUGGUUAUCGAGACCUGCGUCACGCGGACGCUGACUCCGGCGUUGACUCUUGAGCAUGGGCUUCAAAAGAUCAAUGAGGUAGUUGAAGAGUUCAAGCUCAAUCCUCCUUCUACUCCUAGUGGAUUUCAUAGGUUUCAGGUGGCUGUGCCUCCGAGUGCCAAAGCCUUGAACUGGUUUUGCAGUCAACCGGAGUCGUCUGCUGUUUAUCCUCUGUUUUUCAUCUCCAAGGAUACCGAAAAUCCGAGUUUAAAAUCACUGUAUGUGAAUGAAACCCGAGGAGUUUUUGGAAUUGGUGCCGCAGUUUACUAUACUCCGUCGUCGUUUUCUUCUUCUUCGUCUUCUAGGAUCAAGAGAUAUUUAUCAAAUGAAUCAACCUCUGUAAUAGCUUACGGUUUUAUGGAUAAUAAUUACGACCAAGAGUCAUCUUUCAUGAAGCAUCAAGCGGGCUCGUAUUACUUUUUCGUUCCUCAGAUUGAGUUAAACGAGUAUGAGGGCACUUCUAUUUUAGCAGCAACAAUUGCUUGGAGUGACUCUUCCCUUUGUACAUUUGAGGACGCCAUUCAUUCUUACGAGUUAUGUUUCAACCAGGCCAGUUGUCAUAUUUGGCCCACAGCAAAGAGCAACCACACCAUGAAUAUAAGAUGUACUCUUAGAAAGCUCAAUCUUGAGGAGGAUGGAACUAUUCCCAUGGUAUACAUGAACGCUCUGUCAUCAAGAAGAAAAUAUGUUGUGGCUGACAUCAUGGCACUGAAAGAGGCUCCAUCUUCCUGCCAGUUUUGUAUCAGGCUUUCACCUACCAUUGCUGUUGCUAGUAACAUGGGAACAAACUUGGGUGAAUAUUGUUCAGGAUUUGUGUCUCUUUCUACUCAGCUGGAUCAAGCCCAUAAAAUGUGUUACUCAGCUCAUGAUUGUGCCAAUAUCAAUACUGUUUGGGCAUCGCUUAUAAUUGAAGAAUGUUGUCGACUUGGUUUGACGUAUUUUUGUAUAGCUCCAGGAUCAAGAUCAUCCCCUCUUGCUGUUGCUGCUUCUACUCAUCCUCUUAUUACUUGUAUUGUAUGCUUCGAUGAGCGCUCACUUGCAUUUCAUGCUGUUGGUUAUGCAAGAGGAUCUCACAAACCAGCAGUAGUCAUAACAUCAUCUGGAACUGCAGUUUCAAACCUUCUUCCUGCUGUGGUCGAGGCUAGUCAAGAUUUCGUACCGCUUCUAUUGCUCACAGCUGACCGUCCUGCAGAAUUGCAGGAUGCUGGGGCAAACCAAGCGAUCAAUCAGGUAAACCAUUUUGGUUCCUUUGUGAGGUUUUUCUUCAGCCUUCCUGCACCUACUGAUCAUAUUCCAGCACGGAUGGUGCUUACGACACUUGACUCUGCUGUACAUUGGGCAACCUCUUCACCAUGUGGCCCUGUUCAUAUUAACUGUCCUUUCAGGGAGCCACUGGAAAAUAGCCCUAGAAAAUGGAUGUUGAGCUGUUUGAAAGGAUUAGACUUUUGGAUGUCCAGUGCCGAACCGUUUACUAAGUAUAUUCAAGUACAACGUGUUCAUGCGUAUGAUGAUGGUUGUGGCCAAAUGUCAGAGAUUAUGAAUGUAAUUAAAGGCAGUAACAAAGGGCUUCUACUUAUUGGUGCAAUCCAUUCAGAAGAUGAGAUGUGGGCAGUUCUUCUCUUGGCUAAACACCUUCAGUGGCCUGUUGUAGCUGACAUCUUGUCAGGAUUACGAUUGAGAAAGCUUUUGACUGCUUUUCCAGAAAUUGAAGAUGAUUUAUUAUUUGUUGAUCAUCUUGACCAUGCUCUACUAUCUGAUUCUGUACGCAGUGGGAUAAAUCUUGAUGUGAUUAUUCAGAUUGGGAGUAGGAUUACAAGCAAGCGUGUUGCUAAGAUGCUAGAGGACUGCUUUCCAUGCUCUUAUGUCAUGGUUGACAAGCAUCCAUUUCGUCAAGAUCCUUCUCAUAUUGUAACCCAUAGAAUCCAAAGUAGCAUUGUUGAAUUUGCUGAUUAUUUAUGUAAAGCUGGAUUUCCCCAUAUGAGCAAUGAAUGGAGCGCUUAUCUUCGAAUGCUAAAUGCAAUGGUUGCAAGGGAGUUGUCAUUUCAAAUUUAUGCCACAGACUCCUUGACUGAACCUCAAGUUGCACACGUAGUAUCCGAAGCACUUUCAGCUGAGUCUGCUCUUUUCAUUGGGAACAGUAUGGCCAUACGCGAUGCAGACAUGUAUGGGCGUGGUUGGUCAGGCUGUAGUGAUCGCAUUGCAGACGUGACUUCAAAAUCAGAACUACCCCGUCAUAUGAUUCGGGUGGCUGGGAAUAGAGGUGCAAGUGGUAUUGAUGGGUUACUCAGCACAGCUGUUGGCUUUGCUGUAGGAUGCAAUAAACAAGUGCUUUGUGUGAUUGGAGAUGUUUCUUUCCUCCAUGAUACAAAUGGCUUGGCAAUUGUGAACCAGAGGACAUUGCGGAAACCAAUGACGAUAGUUGUAAUUAAUAAUCAUGGUGGUGCAAUAUUCAGUCUUCUUCCUCUAGCAGAUAGAGUUGAGCCAAGAAUACUAAAUCAAUACUUCUACACCUCUCACAAUGUUUCAAUCCAUGAGCUGUGUGCGGCACAUGGUGUGAUGCAUCUACAUGUGAAAACAAAGUUGGAGCUUGAAGAUGCAUUAUUCACAUCUCAACAUGAAGAGGUGGAUCGUGUCAUUGAAGUUGAGAGCUGCAUAGAUGCCAAUGCCACCUUUCACAGUUCUUUAAGAAAGUUUGCCUGCCAAGCAGCAGAUCAUGCGAUGAGCCUCUUCUCAAGGCUUUCUGUUGAAGACUCAACAGAAGAUGGUGCUUUACUUUACAGAGUCCACAGAAUGGAGUAUUCAUCAUUUAGUAUACCACUCUGUGCUCCUCCUACUAUGAUUUCUGUUGAUGAUAAUGAGACCAGGUUCUAUAGAGAAGGGUUUAUUUUAACUUUGUAUCUUGAAGAUGGAAGCGUUGGGUUUGGUGAGGUUUCUCCUCUAGAUAUCCACAGAGAAAGCCUGCUAGAUGUAGAAGAGCAACUGAGGUUUCUUAUUCAUAUGAUGAAAGGUGCUCAGAUUAGUUGCUUCCUUCCUCUGCUAAAGGGCUCAUUUUCUUGUUGGAUAUGGACAAACCUGGGAAUCCUGCCAUGCACGCUCCUUCCUAGUGUCAGAUGUGGUUUGGAAAUGGCAAUUCUCAAUGCAUUAGCGACAAGACAGGGUUCCAAUUUAUUAGGCAUACUCCAUCCCCGGAAAGCUGAAGGAGGUAUAUCUGAAAAUUCGUCAACAGUUCAGAUUUGUGCCCUUGUUGAUUCAAAGGGAACACCUACACAAGUAGCUGAUGUUGUUGCUGCACUUGUUGAAGAAGGAUUUACUGCAGUAAAGCUGAAGGUAGCACGUCACGGGAGUCCCUUGCAUGAUGCUGCAGUUAUACAGGAAAUAAGAAAGAAAGUUGGAUACCAGAUUGAAGUUCGUGCAGAUGCCAAUCGGAACUGGACAUAUAAAGAAGCUAUCCAGUUUGGCUCCUUGGUGAAGGAUUGUGAUCUGCAGUAUAUUGAGGAACCUGUUCAUAAUGAAGGUGAUAUUAUCAAGUUUUGCGAAGAAAGUGGGUUACCCGUGGCACUGGACGAAACUAUUGACAGUAUCAGAGAACAUCCACUUCAUACGCUAGUGAAGUAUACCCAUCCAGGAAUAGUAGCUAUUGUUAUUAAGCCUAGUGUUGUUGGUGGCUUUGAAAAUGCAGCAAUAAUUGCCCAAUGGGCCCAGCAGCACCAAAAAAUGGCUGUUAUUAGUGCUGUAUUUGAAAGUGGCCUAGGUUUGUCAGCAUAUAUUCAGUUUUCCUGUUAUCUCAACCAGAAGAAUUCAGAAAUAUGUGAAAUGAUGAAUUAUGCAUUGGCCCCUUCAAUAGCGCAUGGUUUAGGAACAUACCGCUGGUUAAAAGAAGAUGUAACUACCACUCCUCUCAAGAUAAGUUGUAAUCCAGAUAGUGGCUCCGUAGAAGCAUCUGUUGCUGAUGCUGAUCAAGUUCUUCGGAAAUUUCAAAUUAAUCGCAACAUAAUUCAUGGAACUUUUACUGGAGAGCAAGGUUGUGUAUACCAGCUGCCUGUAGAUUCAAAGGAUUUCUCUUGUUCCAUCAAAGUCCACGAGAUUGGACAAAGAUAUGAUGAUAAUGUAUUUGUAUUUCUUCAUGGGUUUCUUGGAACUGGUGAAGAUUGGAUUGCUAUCAUGAAGGCCAUUUCAGGAUGUGCGAGAUGCGUUGCGAUCGACCUCCCUGGUCAUGGUGGAACAAAGAUACAGAACCAUGGCGAUAACGAUGCGACACAGGAUUCAGGUUUAUCAAUUGAGGUGGUUGCCGAUCUUUUAUGUGAAUUGAUAAAGCAUAUUACGCCUGGGAAGGUUACCAUUGUGGGAUAUUCUAUGGGAGCAAGGAUCGCGCUCUACAUGGCUCUAAGGCUUACUGACAAAGUCAAGGGAGCUGUUGUAAUAUCCGGAAGCCCUGGAUUAAAAGAUGAAGUGGAAAGAAAAGUUCGUAGAGCUAAAGAUGACUCUAGAGCACGCUUUCUUAUUGCUCAUGGCUUAGAGCUCUUUCUGGACAACUGGUACUCUGGAGAGCUGUGGAACAGCUUAAGAGUCCAUCCUCGAUUUUGUCAGAUAGUUGGCACCCGCCUGCUUCAUGAAGAUGUGCAGAGUCUUGCAAAAGUUCUAUCUGCUUUAAGUGUUGGGAGGCAACUGCCAUUGUGGGAAGACUUAAGGCACUGCAAAACACCCCUUUUGCUCAUUGUUGGAGAGAAAGAUAGAAAGUUCAAGACAAUAGCUAAGGAUAUGUGCCUUGAGAUCGGUGGUGGUACGGUGACUGGUGACAGCCCGCCUAAUGACAUUUCCGAGAUAGUUGAGAUUCCAGAUUGUGGCCAUGCUGCUCAUCUCGAAAACCCUCUCCCUGUAAUCAGCACAUUGAGGCGGUUUUUGACAAGAGUGAACUCAUCAAACCAGAAGGCCAUUUAGAGAUGUUGAGAACAGAAGAAGAUCUAAGAAGUCGGGCUUAAGCGAGGGUCUACGCACAUGCAUUGGCCAUCAACACAUUUGAGAUUUGCCCCUGCACAAAUGAUUCCUUGGCAGUCAUGAACAACAGAGCAAACCUUGCCAAUAAUCUGCCUUUGUUUUUUGCAUCUGCAUUCUCCAUCGAUACAGAAGGCCCUUGCCCCCAACACACAUGGUUCCUUCACAGUCACAGCUAGUCCAACAUUGGCCUAUUUCAGGUGCCGACGACCAACAUACAUGUGCAUUUGUCGUCAAUACAAACAACUGUGCCUGAAAUGCAUUCGGGUAUAUUGCAGUCAGCGUUAGCAGAACAGUGUUCUUGAACCAAACUGCUGACUUCUGCUCCUGGCAACCUUGAAAAUGCUACACCUGCAAACAAUGUUUCAUUACUGACCACUAUAUGUGUAGAUGUAACACAAACACUCAUAUGGGAGAAAUAGAGAGAGCUCACAAGUUGCAGUGACAAAAGAAGAUGACCCGUAUAGUUGUGUUAGUUGUAGCCUUCACCAUAAUAAGGUUUGCUCCUACAUACUAAGUGAGCUGUUUUGGGCUGUAUUUAUAUGUCUAGUUUUAACGCCAAAGAAAGCUAAAAAUGGCAGGUUAAUAAAUUAAUUUCCAAACUAUGGGGAUGUUUGUCUUAGAUACAUGUGGGAAACCCACCACAUCUGCAUACAAAAUUAGCCGAUCGACAAAACUAUUAUUGAAGAAUCAAUUUUGCUAUUUAUAUUUCUCCAGUUAUUUUGAUUUUAUGGAACUUGGAGAAGAAAACUAAAUCUAAGAAGACAGGCUCAAGGGAUGGUAGUCAACGCAAAAUGCAUUUGCCAUCGUUACAUCUGAGAUUUCCCCGUACACAAUACAUUCCUUUGCUGUCACUAACAUUAGAACAAGACUUGCCAACCCUCCUUCUGUCUAUGCAUUUGCAUACAAGUCUUCCAGAGUCACGGCCAGUCCAACUUUCGCCUAUUUCAGGCGUCCGGACUAUUUCCGGUGCCGGCGCGUCAGCCCCAACGAAAACAUCUAUGCAUGUUCAUUUGUUGUCAAUACUGUUGUCAAUACAAAUAACCCGGCCUUCAAAGCAUUCAGUUUUAUUGCAGUCAGCGGUAGUGGAACAUUGUUCCUGAACCAAGUUGCUGGCUUCUGCUCUUGUUGGCAACCUUGAUGUUAGUUUAUGGGAGAAGAGGUUUAGGAAAAUAGAUUAACUUGGAAUGAAAACUUUUGAAAGAGUAACAAAGUAGUUUUACUUGAAUGAAGCAGGAAAGGUAUAAGGCUUGAUUACUUGAGUUGGA